AUGGCCUCUAGACCGACCGUCACCAUCAUCGGCGCCGAUGGCAAGGCCACCGGCACCACCGAGGUCCUCCCCAAGGUCUUCGGUGCUCCCAUCCGCCCGGAUAUCGUCAAGCACGUCCACACCGGCAUGGCCAAGAACAAGCGCCAGCCGUACUCCGUCAGCGAGAAGGCUGGUCACCAGACCUCUGCUGAGUCCUGGGGCACUGGUCGCGCUGUUGCCCGUAUCCCCCGUGUCUCCGGUGGUGGUACUCACCGCGCCGGUCAGGCCGCUUUCGGUAACAUGUGCCGUUCCGGUCGCAUGUUCGCUCCCACCAAGAUCUGGCGCAAGUGGCACGUCAAGGUCAACCAGGGCCAGAAGCGUUUCGCUACUGCCUCUGCCCUUGCUGCCUCCGCUGCCGCUCCUCUCCUGAUGGCCCGCGGUCACCAGGUCUCUACCGUUCCCGAGGUUCCCCUCGUUGUUGACUCCGCUGCUUUCUCCGGUGUCAACAAGACCGCCAACGCUCUUGCCCUCCUCAAGGCCGUUGGUGCUGGUGCUGAUGUCCAGAAGGCCAAGGCUUCCAAGAAGCUCCGCGCCGGUAAGGGCAAGCUCCGUGACCGCCGCCACCGCCAGCGUCGCGGUCCCCUCGUCGUCUACUCCGCCGAGACCGACGGCAAGGACCUCAUCAAGGGCUUCCGCAACAUCCCCGGUGUUGAGACCUCCCCCGUCGACGCCCUCAACCUCCUCCAGCUCGCCCCCGGUGGCCACCUCGGUCGCUUCAUCGUCUGGACCUCUGCCGCCAUCAAGGAGCUUGAUGCCGUCUACGAGUCCAAGAAGGGCUUCCAGCUUCCCGCCAACGUUGUCGCCCAGGCCGACCUUACCCGCCUCAUCAACUCUUCUGAGAUCCAGUCCGUCCUCCGCGCCCCCAAGGGUGACGCCAAGACCAAGCGCUCCAACGUCCAGAAGAAGAACCCUCUCCGCAACAAGCAGGUUCUCCUCCGCCUCAACCCCUACGCCGCUACCUUCGCCAAGGAGAAGCUCGGCGAGAUCAAGGAGGAGGGCAAGCCCCAGCGCGUUCCCGCCACCUUCAAGACCCUCCUCCAGGAGUAA
Neurospora hispaniola is the source of this 1086-nucleotide messenger RNA. Its product is annotated as ribosomal protein L4 domain-containing protein. NCBI's taxonomy places the organism in Eukaryota, Fungi, Ascomycota, Sordariomycetes, Sordariales, Sordariaceae. The record is from RefSeq and is a predicted model, not a curated record. The coding region runs from base 1 to 1086 and encodes 361 amino acids. Gene Ontology annotation, cellular component: cytosolic large ribosomal subunit; ribosome. Gene Ontology annotation, molecular function: RNA binding; structural constituent of ribosome. The transcript has 3 exons. Gene Ontology annotation, biological process: translation.